AUGGAAGGACAUGUGCUCAUCAUCCGAAAUUUUCAACUGGGUCGCUCACUGUCAAUCGGUGGUUGGUCACCGGCCCAGAUCCGGCUGUGUGAUUACAAGUGCCUGCGACCCAUUGGAACACCUUUUAAAGGUCGUUGGAUUCGCUGCCUGCCUCCUCAUCUUCCAAGUAUUCAUCCCGACUUCCCCGGAAAGCCUAUUAUUUGCUUAUUUAUCUGGAAGGCUACAGGCCACCGGCUGUUUUACCAUCGCGACUCGAUAACCUCCUUUUUCCCACCGAAUUCAUCCGCUCGAACUAGCACAUCCUGCAAUGGCUCGCAUCUCACUCGUUACGUUGAUAUUUUUCAAUUGUUUGAUUGCGCUAUCUGUCUUCUCUAGUGGUGCUGGCAAGCUCUCUCGAAGAUCUCUAGGUCAGCUUUCACGCAAUCCUGACCCGAAGGCUAUCCAGCAGAAACGUUUUGUACACCCUUCUGGAUCCCAAAAGUCCAUCCAUUUGGUCCGUCGUGAAGCAAAAGGGAAACCAUAUUGAUAGUUUGAUACUUUCUGCAGACAGAAAUAUUUCUAUACAUACAGCAUACCUAUAAGCAUGUCUCCCUCAGUCAAGCUUGCUUGAAUACAGUAGAUCAAGAAUCUAGAUGUGAAACAAAUUUUAUAAAUCCUUUUCCAUACAAAAAACAUAAAAUGUUCCAAACAAAGUUUUAAAUUUUUGUUACAAUAUGCUUGCACAAGUGUACUUAUUGCUUUGAAAAACAGAGGGCCCAGAACUGAACCAUUUGAAGAUACAUUUCAAAUCAUAAUUUUUAUUUUAAAGAGAUUACUACAUUACUUCACUUAUCUAUUACUUUGGAUUAAAUACAUAAAAGGUUUGAAUAAUAUCCCGCUUGUUCUACUUGGAUCCAUCUUUGAGAGAGUUACUAGAUUAAUAGUGGCCUGAUGUAAAUUAUUUUGAGAUUGAAUGUUUUCAACCAUUGGCUGGUCUACUGGAUGAGUCCCAAUCAAUCAGAAAACCCCCAAGGAGAUCUGAAUCAAGACCUU
Puccinia graminis f. sp. tritici CRL 75-36-700-3 is the source of this 1032-nucleotide messenger RNA. RefSeq lists its product as uncharacterized. The record is from RefSeq and is a predicted model, not a curated record. Bases 1 to 375 code for a protein of 124 amino acids. The transcript is spliced from 4 exons. Lineage: Eukaryota; Fungi; Basidiomycota; Pucciniomycetes; Pucciniales; Pucciniaceae.